AUGACCCUGACGCUUCUGUGUCUCUUCACAGAUAUGAAAUGGGAAGAGCAAUGCGAGCGGCCUUCAGAUGAGGAAGAAUGUCAAAGGGCCAUACCAGGUACUCAGUUUUUCCAUAUGGUAGCUAAGACAGCUGAAGUCCUCACACGUUGGAAAUUUGGAACGAAAUUCAAUUACCUUUACCAGUGUGAACAGUUCAAGAAAUCAGAGAAGAGAAAGAUUUUUAGCUUCAUGGGCAACACUGCUAGUCAAGACCCGAAGCAUGUGGGACAUAAUCCUUUUGUUUCUCUGGUGGAUGCUGGUCUGGAGAUAAACACGGCUUACCCACUGAUGCUGCGUGCAGAACGCAAAGUGGAUGUCAUCAUUUCUCUGGACUUUAGUGAAGGCGACUUGUUUGAGACCCUGGUCCAUGCCACAGAUUACGCAAAAGUCAAUUGUCUUCCUUUCCCUCCUGUGAAUAUCAAUAACAUGCUGUCAACUGACUGCUGCGUGUACAGCAACCCAGCGACUCCAACAGUUAUUCAUAUGCCGCUGGCAAAUUCAGCAAAUGCAAACGAAAUGAACAUGGCUGAAUUUCCCACCAAGAAAAUGAAAUAUAACAAGACAGAAAUUGCCAAGCUGUACAAGGAGGCUAAAAAUAACAUCACCCGGAACAAAACUAAAAUUCUGGAGGAAAUCAAGAAGAAGAUGCAUCCUCUAUAAUUUAAAAAGGCAAAACAGAGACAAUAACUGUAUAUGAACUCAUUUCAAGUCAGUUUGUAACGUACUACGCUGCACCCUGAAUUAACCUAGAAAGUCACUGGUUUUAUGGAACUCCGCAGAAAUAAUCAAAGAGCGUACAACUAACAUCACUUCUCUACUUACCACUAGUUUCACAGAAUUAUCCAUCCAUCCAUUAUCCAACCCGCUACAUCCUAACUACAGGGUCACGGGGGUCUGCUGGAGCCAAUCCCAGCCAACACAGGGCGCAAUGUAGGAAACAAACCCCGGUCAGAGCGCCAGCCCACCGCAGGGAUCACAGAAUUAACCAAACGAAAAAAAAAAUCUAAAAAUAGAAAUACAUUAAUUAUAAGGAAAAAUGCCAAAAUUACGAUCUAUUUAAUAACCCCUGCUCCCCUCCCACAUUGCAAUGUGUUUUUCCAAAUUACCUGUACAGAAAAUAAACACAGCACAAAACACACAAAUUGCAACAAUCAACAGGUACAAACUGGAAUUAUCCCCUAUAACG
Messenger RNA from Erpetoichthys calabaricus (reedfish), 1225 nucleotides. Its product is annotated as cytosolic phospholipase A2 gamma-like. Gene Ontology annotation, cellular component: cytosol; nuclear envelope; nucleoplasm. The transcript has 6 exons. The coding region runs from base 1 to 699 and encodes 232 amino acids. Lineage: Eukaryota; Metazoa; Chordata; Cladistia; Polypteriformes; Polypteridae. Gene Ontology annotation, molecular function: calcium ion binding; calcium-dependent phospholipid binding. Gene Ontology annotation, biological process: glycerophospholipid catabolic process. The record is from RefSeq and is a predicted model, not a curated record.